Fopius arisanus is the source of this 2490-nucleotide messenger RNA. RefSeq names its product facilitated trehalose transporter Tret1-2 homolog. The coding region runs from base 307 to 1977 and encodes 556 amino acids. Gene Ontology annotation, biological process: transmembrane transport. Gene Ontology annotation, cellular component: membrane. Gene Ontology annotation, molecular function: transmembrane transporter activity. The record is from RefSeq and is a predicted model, not a curated record. Lineage: Eukaryota; Metazoa; Arthropoda; Insecta; Hymenoptera; Braconidae. The transcript is spliced from 7 exons.
UUUUGCUGGUGGAUGGAGAAUGCUUGCCAGUCAGUCGUCAACGACCGACUUCAACAGUCUCGGUGCUGAGCAGCUGUCUUUGGCAGUUGCGUCAUCGAUUACUCGGUCAAGUCAGGUAAAUAAAAUGGUGAAGUGGGAAGUGCCAACGAGGAGUUGACGUGAAAGUGAUUAGGAAGAUUAAGAAGAAAUAAUACGAGUAAUAAUAAAUAAACUGGAGGAAAAUAAAGUUGAAUAUUUUGGUGGAUUUCGUGUGAAGUUGUGAGAUCGAAAAAUCAGUAUUUAGGUGGCUGUGAAGAAUAACUUAUAAUGGACCCUUAUUCACUGAGUGUGGAGCGAGAGGCGUCGAAGAAUAUAGAGGAAAACGAGAGAGAGUGCUUCAAGGAUGCUAUUGUCUCCAGCAGAAGUCUGAAUAAAGGCUUCGUGGAACCUACACGUCUGAAAAAUGCCAUUCCCGAGAUCACAGCGUGCGUCCUGGCCGCGACUUUCCACAUCGUCGUGGGCCUCAGUAUGGCCUACUCUGCUAUUUUAAUCCCCAAAAUAGAAAUAAAUAACGAGACUGUCAUCGACGCCAACAGCACGGAGUUGUGGGCUACCAAAGCUGAAACAUCCUGGAUUGCAAGUGUAGUUGUAAUCGCAGCCCCCCUGGGAUCCCUGCUGGGUGGUUUCCUCAUGGAAACGGUGGGACGUCUUCGAACAUUGCAAAUUGGAACGAUUCCCUGCGUUGUUGGAUGGAUUCUCAUAGCUACAGCUACCAAUGUCCCCAUGAUUCUGGUGGGUAGAGUUCUAGCAGGGCUGUCAACAGCUCUAGGAACUUCACCAGCAAUUGUCUACAUAACAGAAGUAGCAAGACCAGAGCUCAGAGGCUCUCUGAUGUCAUUUGGGCCGACCCUAGCAUCAUUUGGAAUGGUUCUGGUUUAUCUGAAGGGUACAUUCCUGGAUUGGCGUCUUGUUGCUUGGCUGAGUAUCAUUUAUGCUGUCGUCCCAGUGUUCGUAAUCCAAGUGUUCGUUCCUGAAUCCCCAGUAUGGCUUGUGUCCAAGGGGCGAAAUGAUGAAGCCAAAAAAGUAUUAGAAUGGCUUUACAAGUCAGAUGUUCAAUAUGGAAAAAUACCAGCUGCCGAGCAGCAUUACACGACCAUUACGAAGGAGAAUGAGAUCAAAUUGAGUGAACGAAGGAGAAGUAAACAUGGGGGUGCCAGCAGCAAAGUCAGAGCUUUCUUCAAACCCACUGGCUGGAAGCCACUGCUCAUUCUCUUUCUUCUGUUUUUAUUUCAACAGUUCUCGGGAAUUUAUAUCACUUUAUUUUAUGCUGUCACUUGGUUUGUGGAAGCUGGAGCUAAGAUUGAUCCGUACACCUGCUCGACUUUUGUCGGUCUAACUAGAUUCUUUUGCUCAAUGGUGAACACCUGGCUGCUGAGGAGAUAUAAGAGACGAGUUCUGUGCAUCAUAUCAGCUCUGGGGAUGGCCCUGUGUAUGGGACUCUCUGGGUACUUCACUUUGGUCAUUAAGAGGGAUAAAAUCGAGAAUGAUCCUAGGGCUAUUGGACCUGUCAUUUGUCUGCUGCUUUAUGUUUGCACUUCCAUGAUUGGAAUGCUGACAAUUCCCUGGACAAUGACUGCUGAACUUUUUCCUACUGAAAUACGAGGAAUUGCUCAGUCAAUCAGUUAUGCUAUGGCCAAUACACUUAUGUUUGCGGCUGUACAGAGUUUCAGGAGUUUAACUGACUUCUUGGGGGGAUCAUAUGCAAUCCAGUGGUUUUUCGCUGGGGUUUCAGUUGGUGCUGCUGUUUUCGUGUGGCUCUUACUCCCCGAAACCCAUGGCAAAAAGUUAUCUGAGAUUGAAGAAUACUUCCAUACAAAUUUCUUUGCAGCUGGGGCUGAUGCUAAAGCUAAAAAACAUCGUGCCCAGAAACGGGCCCAACAGAAGGCCCAGAAUCAAGCCUCUGUUCCAUUAAAUCCCAAACGUGCUGAUCAUGUUUGAGAAAUUGGGGAUAUGACUUUAAGAAAUUGUCUGAAUAACAUGAAAGUACAAUAGAGAAUUCGUGCUGCCCUGUAAAUUAGUCUAAGGUUGUUUUUCAGAAUAUUUCUCGGUCUAUCCAAUGAUUUAUCAAUUUUAAACUCUUCUCGUAGGUAAACAAUGAUAAGUAUUAGAUGAAAAGACCCCUUUCUCGUGGAGAAAAUGGUGAAGAAUUUAUUUUAUAGGUUUUUCAGAUUCAAAUGAUUGCAAUUCAUCCGUGAAGUGGCCUUCCUUAGGAGAGAUAUUAAGAUUUUAUUUUCAUUCAAGCUUUUUUUGAUGGUGUAAUUUACUUAACCAAUAAUAAUUAUUGUUCAUUUCUCUUGUGGGUAAGAUCUUCACGUAAUUUUAUAUUUUGUUUAUCUGAAUUUUUAUACUGCAAAAUUAUAUGACUUUUCGACAAAAUUAUUAUCUGACAAUAUUACGCUCAUUGAUCAAUCAUGUAUUUGAGUAAUAAAAAUGCUUUAUUGAUUUUUAUAA